Pseudomassariella vexata is the source of this 484-nucleotide messenger RNA. RefSeq lists its product as uncharacterized. The coding region runs from base 113 to 451 and encodes 112 amino acids. The transcript has 2 exons. The record is from RefSeq and is a predicted model, not a curated record. NCBI's taxonomy places the organism in Eukaryota, Fungi, Ascomycota, Sordariomycetes, Amphisphaeriales, Pseudomassariaceae.
GCACAGAACCGUCUUGUAACGUCUCUCUAUUGGGUAUUCCAGUAUGUAAGACUCGCGACUGGCGACUGAUUUGGAAGACACCUGAAACUUGGCAGCAUUUUCAGGGUCAGACAUGCUGUGGCUUUGCUUAAUGCGUUUGGUCGACAGCCAUAAAAGGAUUUUGCAAGGGUUUGCCUUCAUAUUACUGCCUCAACUUGGAAUGUUGUAUUCCUCGUCACAUGAAAGAAGCGAAACGACACUUAAUGGUACCUGCUAUCUGAAUUCCAAAGACCACAGUUUAGCCAAACAGCAUCGAAGACAUGAAUGUAUAGUAAACCUGUCUCGAGGUGAUGAAAUCAUGAAGUCAUAUGCUUCUCAUGGCCGAACGCCUCAGGCGUAUCAGUUCAUGUCGUCAAAUUAUACUUUAGGAUACAACGAAGUGCGGGAGGUGGGGGAAAGCUCGAGAAGGUAGCUAAACUCAAGCUUGUGUCUUGCUGCGACGCCA